Molecule: messenger RNA, 1790 nt
Organism: Drosophila biarmipes
Lineage: Eukaryota; Metazoa; Arthropoda; Insecta; Diptera; Drosophilidae
Product: uridine phosphorylase 1
Exons: 7
Coding region: 100-1002 (300 amino acids)
Biological process (GO): nucleotide catabolic process; uridine catabolic process
Cellular component (GO): cytoplasm; cytosol
Molecular function (GO): uridine phosphorylase activity
Source: RefSeq, a predicted model, not a curated record
UCAGCAAAAGCUUUCGCAGUGAACAGAUCGCUCUUCCCGCAAUAAAUAUUAAAUACUUAAAUACUUUCUUAAAAUAAAGUACCAAAGAAUCACUUCAAAAUGCCGAGAAAUCUGGUGAAAUUGGCCAACCCCAAUCUGGAUACCAUGCCAUCGGACUUUCUGUACCACUUGGAUAUUAACGUGGCAAAUACCCAGGAUACCAGUGACAUUCAGCAGAGAUUCGGCGAUGUUAGGGUGGUUCUGACGGGAGGAACUGCAUCUCGAAUGCGGGAGCUGGCCCUUUAUAUGCGAAAGGUACUGGGAGUGUCGGAGCAGAGUGAUCCGGUGGAUUUGUGCGAGCGCGGCCACCGCUACGCCAUGUACAAGGUGGGUCCGGUUCUGUGCGUGAGUCACGGGGUUGGAUCCUCCACUUUCAGCGUUGUGCUCCACGAGCUGCUCAAGCUGGUCAGGUACGCCCGCUGCCAGGAUCCCGUCUUCCUGCGAAUCGGCACCUGCGGAGGACUGGGAGUGCCUCCUGGAACAGUGGUGGUCACCAAGGAUGCUUUUAACGGUCUGCUGCGCAACGAACAUGCAAUCGCUAUUCUUGGAAAACUUGUGGUGCGACCAGCUCAGUUUUCCGAGGACGUUAUCAACGAUAUUAUGAAAUACGGUGCCGAUCCUAGUGAUGGGUUUCAGACCAUAAGUGCCAACACAAUGGGAACAGAGUGCUUUUACGAGGGUCAGGGACGCACCGACGGAGCCAUAUGCGAGUACACCGAGAAGGAUAAGAUGGACUUCCUGCAAAAGUGCCAUGAUUUGGGGAUCCGGAACAUCGAGAUGGAGGCCAGCAUGUUUGCCUCGGUAACCAAGAAAGUGGGUGUGAAGGCCGGAGAUGUUUGUGUGACCCUGGUGAAUCGCCUCGAAGGAGAUCAGGUCACCAUCACUAUGGACCAGAAGCACGAGUUCGAGCAGCGUCCCUUCCUGGUGGUUGGCCGCUAUGUGAAGAAACUACUGCAGCAGUGACUCUGCCAUCAUUUAUUUGUAUUAGUACACCAGCACACUAUUUUAGAUACACCAGGAACACCUUUAAAUCUCCUGGAUCAGCAGUUUAUUGCCAGUGUUGAGGUUGUCCUGUGGCAAACGCAACAUGGACUCUUGAGGGGUUGGAGGAAGUGGAGGCUUUUGGGGAGCUCCGCCCUUGGGGGCCUGGAGUUUAUUGCCCAAGGCCUCGGCGGCCGAGACCAACUUGCUCUUAGCCAUGCGGUUUGGCUUAAUCAACUCGGCUAGAUCGUAGUCUUUAGGGGGUGGUGUGCUGGCAGUUUUAGCCAGCUGUUUCUUGGACUCGGCAGUCUUCAGUUCCGGCGGAUCGAGCUCCUCAAUCUUCAAGCGUGUGGCACUGGCUGGAGCCACCUCGCCCAGCAGCGAAGUUAGCUUCUCCACGGACUUCUUGGCAGUCACAUUUUCCGGCUCCAAUUCUAGGACCUUUUGGUACAUUGACAAGGACUGAGGGAGGGCAAUUCAUUUAGUUUAUACUUAAAAGAAAACAAAAGGAAAUGUUCCGUAUAAGUAUUACCUCUAGAUGUUUUCCCUCGGCAUUGAGAGCCUCUGCCAUGCGGAAAUGGGCCUUGACAUUCUUUGGAUCUAGCUGCAAACAAGCCUGGCAAUCAGCUAUGGCUGAAAAAUACUUCUUCAGUUUGAUAUCUGUCAAGAAAGAGAUAAUAUUGUUUAAUGUUUUAAUAAAAUGAUUAACCACUUACGAGCUGCAGCGCGAUUGUUGUAAGCAUGCACUGCGUUUUGAGGAUCGUAAAGAA